This is a messenger RNA of Musa acuminata AAA Group (dessert banana), 3111 nucleotides long. Its product is annotated as UDP-N-acetylglucosamine transporter UGNT1-like. Lineage: Eukaryota; Viridiplantae; Streptophyta; Magnoliopsida; Zingiberales; Musaceae. Bases 204 to 515 code for a protein of 103 amino acids. The record is from RefSeq and is a predicted model, not a curated record. The transcript has 5 exons.
UAUACAUAAGACAAAAAACCGAAACUAAAUCGAUCGAAAUGGAGAAUUCCCCUCUCUUUUUUCCUUUUUGUUGCCGCUGUUGAUUGCGAGGAGGAGGAAGAAGGGAUCGUAACACAGACCAGUUGUUUGUUCUUUGUUGUCUCCUUUCGCUCCCUGCUGCCGAGAAUCGAGAGGAAGGCGGAGGCGGAUCGGUCACCGGUGUGAUGGCGCCGAAGGUCGGGCCGCUGCUGCCGGUGUCCGAUCGCAGGGGCGGCGAUGAUGGCGCCCUCCUCUUCAAGGGCUCCGCCAUGACCAUGCGAGGCGCCUUCGCCGCCCUAUCCUACAUGACCUGCGCCGAAUCAUCAGUGAUAUCAUGCAAAUCAUCAUGGCAAAAGCUGGCUACAAUGGAGUCUGUACGUCGAGUGAAUGUUCCAAUGUAUACCACCCUUAGGCGUACAACUGUUGUGUUUACAAUGAUUGUGGAGUAUCUACUAACAAGGCAAAAGUACACCCGCCAUGUUGUCGGCAGGUUGUGAUGCUACUUUCCUGUAUAUUGGCAUUUUUUUGAACACAAACUUGAAUUCUGCACUCACACAGACAAUGUGCGGCAAACUGAAGGAUCUAUUUACCAUCGGACUUGGCUAGCUGUUGUUUGGUGGGCUUCCUUUUGAUGUGCUGAGUGUCACCGGCCAAAUUCUUGGUUUUGUGGGCUCUGGUUUCUACGCAUACUGUAAAAUCAAGGGAAAGUAUAAUUUCAUACAGCUGGGCCAGAUAUAUGACAGGAUAAGCCACCGAUGAGGUCCUGGAUUUCACUCAUAUCUCACUUGUGAGAUGGAAUUAGCACUUGGUGGUGCCAGCUCUCCUCCAGGUAUGAAUUUUUUGUGGAUGUUACAUACGCCUCUUGAUGAUCCAUAUGCAUGCAUGUGAAACAGAACCUUCGCUUAGCUGUUGAGGUUAUCAAUUGCAUGUGAUUGCAUUAUUAUUUUUUUUCCGCUGACCUAGUAGUAUGAUUAUAUUUCAGGCUUUGAUUAGAAAUGAAACUAGUUCUUAUUUUCCCUCUUUGAAACGAAGCAUGGUUCAUUGAACUGGUUGAUUCAAAUGUUGACCAAUGGGCUCCACAUGGCUGACACAUCGGAGCCACUUGGUCGAUACGUGGACUCCAAGUGGAGGACACAUAAGCUCCACGUGGUCAACCUAUGGGCUCCACUUGGUCGACACAUCUAAGCCACCUGUUCAACACGUUGACUCCUGGUGGAUGACACAUCAUCUCCACAUGGUCGAUAAGUUAGAGUCACUUGGUUGACAUGACGGAGCCAUCUAGUUGAUCAUUCAUCGUCACCUUAGUGUCACAUCCUAGAGAGUAAAGCCAUAAGGUUGCACUCGAUGAAUGCCACGUGGAGAACAAUUAUGUAAUCUUAGGUUCGACAUCGGUUUACUGGUGAAUAUGGUCGAACUUCACACCCUCAUUACCGUAUGAACUGGGUGAUGAGCGAACGUAAUGGUCCCAAGCACCUAUUAUAAAAAGGGAUGUAUAGAUACGUUUCAACACAAUGAACACCCAAAGUUCGACUUGUUUGAUUUAUUUGACUUGUUGAUUACUUAAGUCUUGGAAGGGUAUUGUCAGGAGUGCCCCCAACAUAAUCUUGCAGGGAUCGGAUGAUACUCAAAGGAGUUUGCCUUGAAAUUGACUAGAAAAAAGGAAUUAGGUUGGAUCUGAGCUAGGACAACCAAAAAUUGAACUAACGGGAAGCAACUGCAAAAUGACUCUUCGGCCUUAUAAGGAGAACCUUAACAUUAAAAUCAUAUGGAUCUCUCAAGAGAAUGCGUAUUUCGUUGGUGUAGAGAUUUUCUUCGUUCAUUGUACUCGAAAUCUUAUGGAAGGCCAAAGAAUAUGUAUUUGGUUGUUGUAGAUUCUGGCAUUUAUCAUUCAAGCUAAUCCUUUUCUUUCUCGAGUUGGUAUUUUAGAGUCUGUUCUUGAAGACGUACAAGCCACCAUUUUCAACCAUGUUUCACAAUCUCUCACCUAACGCUUCUGUUCUGCAAGUCACAGUCUCUCACCUAAUGAAACCGACACGACCUGUUGCUUCCGUCGUUUGUCAAAAAGGCCUUCUCUCCAUCCUUCUCCAUCAGUCACCGGAACAUACUUCCACCUGUUGCUUCCAACAACAUUUGACCUUCUUUAUCUCAAGGAGAUAUUUUAAUGGUUAAAACUUGAUACGUAGAGAAUCUGUGGUUCAUAAACACAAGGAGAUAUGCUUAUGUAAUGUUUGAGUCAUAGUAAUCAGAACAUAUUUGACCUUCACUAUGGUUCUUCUUUUGUCUUUGCUUAUAGAAGUGGCACAUCUUUUUGCCUCGGAAACUUCUACUUAGGAUCCUCUCGUAACAAAAGCAAACGCUCGAUCUGUGUAGAGUCCCGCUGAAAGGUUUCCUUGGUUGAGUCCGGAUAAAUAGCAAGCCUCCUAUUUACUUCACCACUUUUUGUCGUCACUGACGUACGAGGAGAGUGAGGGAGAGUUUGUGAAUCCCCAGAAACCAAACAGAUUUAGUUCUAUUUUUUUUAAUAUUAAAUUUAUAGUAUGCACAUCAACACGUUCUUGUCGUGAUACAUAAAAUUAUACGGAUAGCUUAGAUGGUCAAGGGUGUAUUCAGGUCUUUUUCUAAGUGGUUGUGGGUUAAGAUCCUCUCGUGACCAUCUGUUUCGGCGAUAGAUGACUGUCCCCAUUCAUCAUAUGUGCAUGAUGCAAUAUAUAUAUCAGCUCUUCUUUCUCUCUAUUCUUUUCCUAGUUAAUUUUUCUUCUGAACCAAACCCAUGAUACACCGAAGGGAAAAGUAAAUAUCAAUGAGCGAUAGAUGCUCCAUGUGGGAGAGAAAGCGUCAGCUGGUCUAAUGAUUGGUUGGGCAAUCCAAGCAUCAAUUGGGCCGCCUAGUUUGACUUUGACUUUGUCUUACCUUCUCCUGCAUAACCUUUCUGUAUCAUACAUACAUAACUUCAGCACUCCCAAGUAUUUUUCCAUACAAACUCUUAGUUUUGUUAUCACAGUUCCUAAUAAUCGAUUCAUGCACUACUAAUGUGCGCGCUGGGAAUCAUUCUUCUUCACCUUCAUCAAUCAAGUUUAUAAUAUAUACCCAAAA